AUGGGUCUAGACGGCGUACCUCAAGCCCAAGCCGUAACAGUGAGUCUCAAAGACCUCAUCGAUGGCACCGUCUCCUUCGAAACCCUCACCGAAGCUUUCGGCCCCUCCUCCCUAGGCAUAAUCGUCGUGAAAGACCUCGACUCCGAAUUCCAACGUCUACGCACCCAAGUCCUCUCUAACGCAUCCUACCUCGCCGCCCUCCCCAACGACGAACUAGAAUCCCUAACCAGCCCAUCAGCAAAAUACCUCGUAGGCUGGUCCUGCGGCAAAGAAACCCUGCGCUCCGGCCACUUCGACACGCUCAAGGGCUCGUACUACGUCAACUGCGCAUUCUACCAAGACGCAUCGCUGCAAGGCGCGCCGGCCGACAACUUCCCCGAUCUAUCCGAAGCGCCUGCCGACGUUCCGGCCGGCGCUGGAACAGCUCUGCACGCUUAUCAUCGACACGGCGGCGCUGGUGGCGCGGGCGUGCGAUGCUACGCGACGGCGAACAUCGAGGGUUACAAGAGCGGGUAUUUGGAGCAUGUUGUGCGGACGAGUUUGACGACCAAGGCGCGGUUGCUGCAUUAUUUUCCGGCCGAGGAGGGUGCUUCCGACGCCGGAGAGGGGGAUGAUGAUUGGUGCGCGACGCAUUUGGAUCAUGGGUGUUUGACCGGGUUGACUUCCGCUAUGUUUGUGGAUGAGCUUGCGACUCCCCCCGUGCACGGAGCGCAGCUUGCUGAGUUGGGCGCUUCGCCGGAUCCCAAGGCUGGGCUUUAUAUUCAGUCCCGCACGGGCGACGUGGUCAAGGUUAAUAUCCCCAGGGAUUGUUUGGCUUUUCAGACCGGGGAGGCGCUGCAGCUUAUUACGAGGGGGAAGUUUAGGGCGGUGCCGCAUUUUGUCAAGGGCGCGAAGCCUUCUGCGGGGGAGAGGAUCGCGAGGAAUACGUUGGCGGUGUUCACGCAGCCGAAUUUGGAAGAGGAGGUGGAGAGCGGGAAGAGUUUUGGGGAGUUUGCCAGGGAGGUCGUGGCGAGGACUUAUUAG
This is a messenger RNA of Aspergillus nomiae NRRL 13137, 1023 nucleotides long. RefSeq lists its product as uncharacterized. Lineage: Eukaryota; Fungi; Ascomycota; Eurotiomycetes; Eurotiales; Aspergillaceae. The coding region runs from base 1 to 1023 and encodes 340 amino acids. The transcript is spliced from 4 exons. The record is from RefSeq and is a predicted model, not a curated record.